Messenger RNA from Sitophilus oryzae (rice weevil), 615 nucleotides. RefSeq lists its product as uncharacterized. The record is from RefSeq and is a predicted model, not a curated record. Lineage: Eukaryota; Metazoa; Arthropoda; Insecta; Coleoptera; Curculionidae. The transcript has 2 exons. The coding region runs from base 91 to 561 and encodes 156 amino acids.
GCUGUCACUGGCUGUCAGCUGUCACUGUCAUGUAAAAACUUUGGUUAUGUGGCGUUUGUUUAUAUUUUUAUUAACGAAAGUUUAAAUAUAAUGGGAGAACCACCUAAAAAAGAUUAUACUCCGGGUUGGAAUGAUCCCCCUGUGCUGAAUUAUAGUCCCCAAAACCCUCCGCCGAAAUCUAGGAUAUCUAACAAAAGGGUGGCCUUCCCUCAAGAAGCUCGGGGAUCUGCCCCGAUAGUUCCUAAUUUGCCUCCUUCCCUUCCUAAUAGCAAUUCUUGUAUAGAAAGCUUAUAUAUCAGUGCAAGUAAAAAUUACCUCAAAAUAUUGGAAAGUGUUGGCAAUGAAAAAAUUAAAGAAGAUAUUUUGCAAAUGCUUUCUGCAUGGCAAACGGGGAAAUUCUCGGAACCAAUACAAAAUCUUUUAGCAGAUAUCUCUAGUCGUAUAUUAGAAAGAAAUAGUGAGAAGUUAAAUGAAUUAGUUUUUAAGCUUAGUAUGAGUGCGGACUCUUCUACAAUUAAAACAUAUAUAUCUUCUGUAAAAUAUGUUAGUGAGUUAAACUGACUUGUUAAGGAAAAUUAUGCACUAUUUUUUAAUAAAUAAAACUAUACUUUACAA